ACUAUCGAUAGUGCCAUCGAUAGUUUUAAGACUCUACUGUCAAAAUAUUGUAUUGCCUUUGGAAUAUGUAGAAAAUUCUUUGGUGCUGUGAGGAGAGCUCCUUGUAAGGAAGUUAGUUUUUUGGUAGCACAAAUUUCUUAAAGAAUCCACUGCCGUAAAUUUAAUCAACAUCGACACAAUAACAAGUAGCCUCAUCCUCCGAGAUGAGUAAAACUUUUUCUUCUAUGCGUUUUAGAACGUGCAAAUAUAAAGGCUGCGAUAACUACACACAUCAUAAGGUACCUUGCGGCAAUAAGGAAUUCACGAUUUUUCGAUUCCCCAAGGAUCCGAGACGAUAUGAGGAAUGGAUGAAACGAGGUAAAGUGCCAGAUGGAUUGCCGGAAUCACAUAUGCUCAUGUGUUCCGACCAUUUCGAUAAUAAGUAUAUAAUAAAAAAUGCACGUCGAACGAUUCUAGCAACCACAGCGGUACCAUUUUUUUAUUGUGGAGAUAAUAGUGACAUAGAUAGUGACGAUAAUAUUGAUAAGGAAUGUGAAGAAGCGAUGGAUAAAGUAGAUGAAGCAUUGGAUGCAGAAAUGGUAUUUUCCAUACAAGACUUAAAUGAUGAAUCGGCGCUCAUUAGACUAAAGGAGAGUAAACGCGUAGAUGUCGUUGAAUAUGGAAUGCUAGAUUAUGAAAAAGUGGACAAUCAAAGCGACACGGAAUAUUGUGUUGAAUCGACCACCAUGAAAGAAGCAGACGAGCACAUAGCAGAUAUGUUGGAAGAUUAUGAAGUUGCCAGCGAUUUUGAGGAAGAACUAUUGUCUGUAGUGACUCAAUCAGAGCCGAGAGAAGAUGCUGUUAAAGGUUACAAACCAAAUGUUAAAAAACGCAAAAUAAAUUCGGACAUAGAGGACAACCAGGAGCCUACCAGCUCCAAAGCUCUAGUGUCGAAAAUAAUGGCUCAAGUUGAAAAAAGUGACAACAGUGCCGCAGUAUUGAAACGAAGCGGAAAGCAGGAAGACGGGGAACACAUUAAACACUUGCGACUGCAAACCAAAAAGCCAAGCACUCCACAACCCGAAGCUCAGAAAAUUGACCCGGACACAUUGGUGGACUCAAAAGCAGUUACGUGUUUUAUUUUCAAGGGUGAGGAGUAUGUGCAAAUGCCCAAAGAGUAUUAUGUACAAGAAAAAUUGGAAGUCAUCGAAAAGUUGAAAAGAUAUGAAAAUGCAUUGCAGACAUUCAAAAAGAAUUUAUUGGACUUGGAUUUACCAUAAGGAACUUGACAAUUACACAUUUUCCUUUUAAUCUUUUAUAUACAUCAUAAGCACUUGCGUCCUUAAUAAAACAAAUUCCAUUUUCUUUAA
Messenger RNA from Rhagoletis zephyria (snowberry fruit fly), 1349 nucleotides. It is a transcript of the gene Dlip2, whose product is annotated as Dorsal interacting protein 2. Gene Ontology annotation, molecular function: sequence-specific DNA binding. Lineage: Eukaryota; Metazoa; Arthropoda; Insecta; Diptera; Tephritidae. The record is from RefSeq and is a predicted model, not a curated record.